GACGCACAGCUCCGAGACUUCGACACACGUCCCACCUGGAGGCAGGAGGACGGCGUCUACCGCCGCGGUGGUGACCUCCUCAUCGACUAUGGAUGCCCAGGAGGGGCAGACAACAAGACCAUCGUCUACCACAACCCGUUCAACAAUGGAAAUCCUGCCCAACGGUCUGCUGAAGUCGAGGGCUUCCUCGUCAAGUCCGGGAUUCGGCGGGUCUUCAGCGGGCACCAGCCGCAUGGAGAGAGCCCCACAGUGGUGAGGCAUGUUCGCUCCGGACUACUCGUUGUCACCGCAGAUACAUCGUACUCCAACAUGAGUGCCUUGAAGCUCUUCAACCAGGCGAACAAUCGUGGAGAAGUGGUCACUACGGUGCGCUUGGCCGGAGAAGAAGUUCAUUUGGAGGGUGUUCUUCGCGACGGGACGAAGCACAAGUGCACUUUGCACUGCGACCCGAUGAAGGACGAAAUGCCAGAUGCUUUAGUCGGCUGCCAGCUGAAUGAUGGAUCUUGGGUGAAGACGGUGUUGGAGGAUGGGCGUGUGCUUGCGGCACUGGGGAAGCGGUUCCAGGUCAGUGUCCAGGCCAUGCACCCGGGCAAGGCGUGUUUGAUGCUCAAAAGUGUCUACUCCGAAGAGCGGCUGUCGGUUAGUCUGAAGAAUCUUUCGGCUGACUGGCUUCUGGAAUCCGAGCUUGAGGUGCAGCUCUGUCCCGGGCCUGAGCCGAGCGGUUCGGAGGGAAUCGAGAACUCGUACAAUGCGACACAGUUCAAGCGUGAGGAGUUCGACAGUGCCGAGACCUAUAUCUUUGAUGGUCAUGGCACCCUCUGGGGUGUGCGAGGCCAGUCGCAAUCCAUGUCCAAUAUGGAUUUGGAGAGGCAGGUGGUGGACAAUGUGAACCAGCUCAUCCUGGCUGGCAAGAGAGUCAUUUUUGCCACCAAUGAUUCCAACUACUCCCGGCGGAUGUACAUCGACAGGCUUUUGAACCACGGAAUCCAGCUGUGUGCCAACGACGAGCACUCCCGGAAGCUCGCGCGACAGAAGGUGAUUACAGCGUCUUUUACCUGCGCAUGGUUCCUCAAGAAGGCUCUUAUCCGAAAGCCCUUCGUGAUCUGCUCUCACUUGGGCCUUCUGGAGGAGUUGAAGGAGGCAGGUAUCACCGAGUAUGUCGCCACCAUCGACGAGGACGGCUGCCCAAAGCCGGAGUACUCCAAGCCUGUAGGCUGGGACCAACAGCUCACAGCUCUCAAAGUGGCCGUCGCUGCUGCCUUCCUCAAGUUCAGCCGCGAAUGUGCCACUGGGCCUUACUCAGCAGAAGAGGGGCAGAACGUGAUGCAGAUUGUGCAGUGCUCAUCCGAUCAUGCAGGGGUCCUGGGUGUUACCGCAGAGGAUUUCCUGCCUGGACGCAACUGGUGCAACCGGAGCAUUCCGGCCGUCGGAAAUGGAACCAUGUGCCAAAUGAUUUGCAAUUCCGUGGGCGCAGACAUCCAGGCACCGUCGGCCAUAGGGAGGACCGGAUAG
Symbiodinium sp. CCMP2456 is the source of this 1512-nucleotide messenger RNA. The record is from the annotation of a GenBank genome assembly. Lineage: Eukaryota; Dinophyceae; Suessiales; Symbiodiniaceae.